Molecule: messenger RNA, 29907 nt
Organism: Pelobates cultripes (western spadefoot toad)
Lineage: Eukaryota; Metazoa; Chordata; Amphibia; Anura; Pelobatidae
Source: the annotation of a GenBank genome assembly
UUCUUCUCUAUCCUUCGCUCACUGCCUCCCCCCCCUCCCUAUCAUGUAGAAGAUGGCUGGUCCCUUUUUGCUGGAGUGGCCUGGAAGGAAAAAUCAGACAGGUUUCCCUACCGCACGACUUCUCACUGCCCACGCCACUGCUUUUCCCUGCUGGGUCACUGCUAAAACCCAGGAGCUGAAGAGGUAAGGCUGGCAUCAAUCUAUGCAUUGCUCUUGCCAUACCUGGAGGGGUCAGGAGGGACAGACUGCUUUUGUCCGUGCAUUUUAUGCAAACCCUUCACUGCCACAAUGUCUCUCUUUCCAUUUCAUCCCAAAUCUCCUUUUCCAUUUCCUUACUGCUUACAUUCCUAUAAUAGAUACGCCUGUCCUCCUAUCACUCCUUGCUAGCUCUCCAUAUCACCAUUAUCUCCCCUCCCCCAUUUGUCUCUCUAUCCUUUCUUCUUUCUCCCUGCUUAAUCUCCCCUUCUCGCUUUAUAUCUACUUUAAAAUUCACUUCAUUCAUUCCCCCCCCCCCCCCUAAUAUUUUGUAGUACCACCACCCUGUAGGGAGCCAGAGACUCUGGGGGGGGGCAGAAGGGGGGAAGUAUGAAACACCAUUUCACUUGCCUUCCUGUAAGCCCAUAUUUGAUUAAGGCUAAUGGUUUAUUCACAUCAUUGUCUAUCAACCCUAAUUUCUGCUGAAACUGAUGGUUAGGCAUGUCUCUUCCAAAAGAGUAAGGACCAUUACAGUUUACAGGUAGCUCUGGCAGUGAAAGGGUUAAAGGCAUGAGCUAACCAAGAACAUAGAAUGUUGUAACACAUGUAUGUAUCCCCAAUCUUUACAAUGAACUCAUUUGAAAUGUAUCCUUCCAAGGGUGCUGUCAUUGCUUUGUACCACAUCACUGUCAUUUUCACCCAUGUUUUGCAGCAAAAAGAAGCCUAGUUUGGGCUAAUAUUCACUUGCACCAUUCACUUUCAUUGUGUGGCUGCUUCCCUACUAUAAACGUGAAAGAAGGGUUCUUUCUGUGUGUGCAAGGCCGAUGGCCAUUUAUCAGACACUAAUCUCUCUGGGGGGACUCUUUCACCUCACAUGGACUGUAUAUGAUAGGAAAGUGUCAGUGACAGCCAGGCUGCGUGUGCCAGGCCCCACUGGGCAGGCUGCAGGGUGACAGAGAGCUACAUCUAGGAUAAAGCAGCGGCCUGGUUAUUGUCACGCAUAAUAGAGAGGGGGAGGGUGGCCAAACAGAGACAGAGGAGGAGGGAGAAACAUGGGAGGUCAGAUACAGCACAAUGAUCACUGAUUCUGUUUUACCUAUUAUUAUUUAAUAUUUUAUUAUUUAUAAAGCGACAGCAAAUUCCGUAGCGCUGUACAAUGGGUGGACUAAUAGACAUGUAAUUGUAACCAGACAAAUGGACGCACAGGAACAGAGGGGUCGAGAGCCCUGCUCAAUGAGCUUACAUGCUAGAGGAUCUCUCCCCCACCUCUCAGUCUCAUAUCAUGUAUUAAUUAAUACAAAUUUUCAUUCCAGGGAGCAUGGGGGAUCUGUCCCUCAGGCUGUUAGUAUAGAUUGGUUUGUGAGCUGAUGUCUCACAGCACAAUACUACAUAUAUUAUGGUAGUAAAUUAUUGUAUUGCAGUAAUUGCAGUAUCAGUAUAAAAAAUACUCAAUAUAAAAUUAAGAAAGGGAGUAAAGUGUGACGUGACCAUUCCACAAUCUGAAUUCAUCUAGUCACUUUUUCUUUAGCAGACCAGACAUUCCUUAAAUCCCAUUACAAGCUCCAUGCAUUUCUUGUUUGAUAAUUUUUAACUCAAUUGUGGUCUCGAUUUUGGUUCUUAUUUUCUUUUGCAAGCAAACGCCACGAGUCUUUCUGCCGAAUUCUGCGCCAAAAACAUAAGUUAACCCUAAUAAGUGUGGGUCACUUAUAACAACAACAAAAAAAUAAUACAAAACCUGCUUACAGAGAAAGAGUUAUAUUUAAUGCAGCCGUUUUAAAGAGAAAGUCUGGUCACCAUAAGUCACAGAGUUGUGGUUCCAGUGUGGCAGUCUCUAUGUGGUACAGACAAGUACUGCAUGUGAGACUGGUUCAGCUUACUGCCCAGAGUCCCAUAUAAAUAUUGUGAUUAUUAUUUUAUUAUUUAUAUAGCGCCAGCAAAUUCCGUAGCGCUGUACAAUGAAUGAUGGGGGCCCUGUGUCUUGCUGUCAUCAUCCGUUGGAAAGUAUAACUUUACAAACAAGGUAUAUGUAUAAGGGAGGCAAACCCACAAGAGCAAAAGAUACAGUGCUACUCAUGAGUGCCCCUUUUUAAUGGUGUGUUUUGGUUAUAAGUAGGUUGUUUAGAGCAGGACUGGCACAAAAGGUAGAUCCCCUGAUGUUUUAAAACUACUAUAACUCCCAUGAAGCUUUGGCAUUCUAAAGGUAUGCAAAGCAUCAUGGAAGUUAUAUUUCUAAACCAUCUGGGGAUCUACCUGUUGGGCACCCCUGGAUUAGAGGGUACUAAUUGUUAGGAUAACCCAUGUUGAGCGCUAUGGAACCUUACACGUUUGUUAGGAAUUAUACCUACAACACUCCAUAGACUAUAGAUCAGGAUGCCAUCACAGAUAUGAGUGAUUGCAAUUAAAGGAUCACUAUAGUGUCAGGAAAACAAAACGGUUUUCCUGACACUAUAGUGCCCUGAGGGUGCCACCACCCUCAGGGUCCCCCUCCCGUGGCGAUGAAGGUGUUAAAACCCCUUCAGUUACUUACUUUAAUCCAGCACCAGGCUUCCUCGGCACUGGUGACUUCUCCUCCCCCUCCAACGUCUGCUCCCUCUAACGACGUCAGCGGAGCCGAAUGCGCAUGCGCGGCAAGUGCCGAGCGCGCAUUCAAAGUGUCCAUAGGAAAGCAUUUCUCAAUGCUUUCCUACGGACGCUGUGCGCGAUGGAGGCAAAAUGUGCCCCCAGCGUCGCAGAUGCGCCUCUAGUGGCUGUCUGGAGCUCUGAAACUGCUAUGUUUGCAUCUCAAGGGUUAAAACCUGUGGGACCUGGGACCCAGACCACUUCAUUGAGCUGUAGUGGUCUGGGUGACUAUAGUGUCCCUUUAAAGUCCACAGCAAAUCCAAUGCCCACUCUUGGUCUAAUAACAAUUAACAGGACUUAGACCACUAUAUAUCUGUGUACUGACAGCACAUGGUUACAGCUGUACGAUGUGUGACACUAUGACUGCACUACAUUUAGUGGCAAAUUAAAGUAGGGCUACUUCUACAUCACUGUAACAACACUAUUUUAAACUGUAUAUGUUGCUAAAGAUACUUUAACACUGACUGAGAUUAUUCCUGGACACUAGCAGUCACAGACUCUGUAACUUUAAAUGUUAUGUAUUAAAGGGACACUAUAGUGUCAGGAAUAUAGUGUAUCAGAGCAGUGAAAAAAUGUUUCAAUUCACCUUCUCUCUCAUAUAUAGUGAAAGAAAUUUACAAACCUCAGAUUUUUUUUUGAUUUUUUUUUAAUUUGUGAAAUAGUUUGAGAAUAUCAAUGUCAUGUAACAUCUUCUGUAAUGUGUUAGCCUACUUCUAGGUCAGUGAUGGCGAACCUUUUUGAGCCCGAGUGCCCAAACCGCAAUACAUGCCAACUUUUUUUCCCUCAAAGUGCCAACACGGCAAUUAAACCUGAAUACUGAGAUUUAAGUUUAGAAAAAACAACUCGUACAGUUGUCAGAACUAAUUAACCUCUUUUGUUUUAAAAGAAGAACACAACAGAGAGUUCAAUGAUACAAAUUUUAAAUAAUGAUAUAAAUAGAUCAAAUUAAGCUUAUAUUUAUUAGUAUCUCCAAUAAAUGCAAUACAUACACACAGACUGCUGAACACAUUCACACACCGACUGCUUAAUACAUACACACACACAGACAGACAGCUAAAUACACACAGACAGGCAGACAGACUGCUAAAUACACACACACACACAGACAGACUGCUAAAUACAUACACAGUCCGCUAAAUACACACACACAAACAUAUACAGUCCGCCAAAUACACACACACAGUCUGCUGAGUACACACACACAGUCUGGUGAGUACACACAGACUGCUGAGUACAUACAUUGUCUGCUGAAUACACACACAGUCUGAUGAAUACACACACAGUCUGAUGAAUACACACACACACUGUAGAAACAUAAAGACUGCUGAAUACACACACAUAUACUGUGUAUGUGUUUGUGUGUAAGGGUGUGGAGUGUGUGUGGAGUGCUGUGUGUGUGAGCGGGGAGGGGUGCUGUGUGUGUGAGGAGGGAGGGGUGCUGUGUGGGGGGUAGGGGUGCUGUGUGUGGGGGUAGGGGUGCUGUGUGGGGGAUGUAGGGGUGCUGUGUGUGGGGGUGGUAGGGGUGAUACAUUAAAAAUUAAUUUAAAAAGGGGGGACACUGCCAUCCCUGGUGGUCCGGUGGUGGUAAGUAUGUGACAGGGAAGCAGCUCUCCACACAGAUUGCUCGUGGGAGGACAGGAGAGCUGCUUCCCUCCCCCUUCUUCCGGUCCUCCCGACAAGAAAGCAGAGUAGGCGUCUGCCUUUUUUGGGUAGGCAGGUGCCUACUCUGCAUUGAUGGCGAACCUAUGGUCGCGUGCCCACAGAGAAGGCCCGGCGUGCCACCUGUGUCACGCGUGCCAUAGGUUCGCCAUCACUGUUCUGGGUUGAUCAGAAUAAGUUUCAACUUGUGUCAUCAGGAAUGGUUUCAGAAUAAUCUUACAUUUCCCAGUUAGGUAAAAAAUUGUUGGGAAGUAAACGUAUAAGUAAUUUCCAAAUUCAUUUAGAAUGUAACAAAUCGGGCAGCUCAAUGGCUGUGAAAACAACCAACAGGUCUACUACCAGUAUAACCCUUCUUAUUCUUGCAAAUCAUAGUUGAUGGUAUCAAAAUGAAAAAUCACGUGGGUCCAUGGCUGCUCACCUGCUUGAUCCUCAUCUCAAGAGAAAAGCGCCUCAGCGCCUCUCUAUACUCUCACGCAUGUACAGGUGGUCCUCGCUUUGAGACCUACCUGUUUUACGACGGCUCACACUUACAACCAGCUCUCUCGCGGGGUGGUUAGUGCGACCCGUCGUGAGAAUUAGAGGGAUUCCCUGAUCUGCUACAUUCGUCUAUGUUCGGGGACCCUCUAUGUUCGGGGAAAAGGCAAGCACCACCCCAAGAUUUUCCUUUAUUUUGAUUUAAAUGUGGCUUAAAAAGACAGUUUAGUUACCAAAACAACUUAAUCUAAAUGAAGUGUUAUGGUGUCAGAAGGUCCCCAGAGGCACUCUUACCUUAAAGGAUUAAACCAUUCUCAAAUGGUUUAAUCCUAAAAGGACUCACCUCCCCCUAGGCAUUAUCCGGCUUCUGAAAUCUUAAAAAAGUUUCAGAAAGUGGAGAGUGCCGCCGGGGAAGGUUGCAGCUGAUUGGCUGAGAGCAGUCAUCUGACGAUCUCAGCCAAUCAGUGACUCCUCAUUCACAAAAAUGGCUUGAAAAAGGUACGUUUCUUUUCAAGACAGUUUUAUGAGUCACUGAUUGGCUGACAGCGUCAGCUGACUGCUCUCGGCCAAUCAGCGGCUCCCCUACCUGACAGCACUCUGCUCUUCCUGAAACUGAGAUUACAAAAACUGGAGGCCACCUGGGUGGAGAACAGUUUAACUUCUUAAGCUAAGAGUGCGUCCGGGGGCCUCCUGGCACCAUAAUAACUUCAUUUAGAUGACAUUUUUAUUGUCCUAGAUUGGCCCUUUAGGAGUGUUAGUGGCUAUGCACAUUAGCACAUGGUUUGUCCCCCUGUCCACUCUCCUAUACCAUAGAUUGUUAGGUGGGGCUAUAUAACAAACCAGGAGGGGGGUCUCAUAUCUUGAGAGAGGGGGACCUGUUUACUGAUUUUCCCGUAACACUGGGUAGUCACUGAACUCCUUUGCUACCAUGUGCAACCUAAAUAACGCCUCUCUUAUUCUCUCACCUAUGUAUUAAAAAAUGUUAAAGGAACACUGUAGUAUUAUUGAAUACAAACAUAUAUUCCGAAUGCUAUAAUGUCCUGUUACCUAUUUAGGUCUCCACUCCCUGCUGUUUGGGGGUUUAAAAGGUGAGCUUUAGGUACCUUUCAACACACGUUACGCCAGUUUUCAUCCUGCCUCUCCACCUCUUUGGCUGAGAUCAUAACAGUAGGUGAUCUCAGCAAAUCCAAGUUUCACUCACCUGUUUUUGUGAAAGUACCUCAAGUGGCUGUCAGAGUGGAAGCCACGAGAGACAUGGUAAAUGGACACUCCAGACCCCUAAUGCAUUUCAGCUUGCUGAAGUGCCUUAUGUGUGAAGAGUGUAUCCUCUCUUUUUCAUUUUACAAAAAGUGCAUAUUUCAAUAGAAACUGGCACUAUUUUAAAGUAACCUUUGUUAUACCUCCCUGGCUGUCAAUCAGCAAGUCAAUCCUGUUACUUCCUGGUUUGUUUAGCUCAGUGGAGCUAAACUCAAGAAACAGGGAAUUGCCCAGAGCACCUGCCUUGCAAAGACUUCUCAGUAAGCAGUAUUCCUGACCCUAUAGUGUUAAAAGCAUCAUUUAGGUGGCUUCCCCCCCCCCAGUCCCUUUAGAAAGGGUUAAAAAUGUACCCUUUUUCCAGUGCUACAGGAGGAGUGGCCACAGGAGGUGCCCCUAGAGGGCAAUGUGAACACUGCCUUUUCUCUGAAAAGAGUGUCUGAAUGUAAAUUCCUGCAGGGACUGUCUAUACUCAGCAGAACAGCUACAAUGACUAUAGUGUCCCUUUAAUGAUUAAUGGUUGCAUUGCCAUAUAUCUAAAAGGAUUAGGUUAUAAAGUAAAUAUAAAAAAGGUUAGAGGGUGGACUUGUCUGUUCCACCAUUAUAACAAGCCAGUUCAUGUCCAGUUUCCCUUCAUAAACAGUGCUAUAUCUACUUUAUCGCAUGAAUUUCAAGUGAUUGUAAUAGAGGGGUUUAAAUUCUCAUGGCACACAUGAAGGAUAAAUAUGACUAAUGCAGUCAAUCACACUUGGAUUACACAUUACAGAAAUAAACACGCUUCCCAUGGAGCUGGGAAAUCAAAGCAGAGAAAUUUCAGCAGCCCCCUCAACACCCUCUCCAUAGCAGUUUUAGGGCAACCGUAGAGGUGCACCUAGCGUACAGCAUCGCCACCAGCAAUGUGCCCGUAAGCAGACGCCUUCUUGGUGCACCCUCCUGCCACCUGUUACCCGGGUUGAAUUGUCCCCAUCCCUCCUAUACGCUUCUGCUUUUGAGCACUCUGGAUAGGUAAAUUAAAAUGAUUUAUUUCUUACCUAGGGCACAAAAUAGUCUUGCAGCGACCCUUGCCAUGAUCCAGCCAUAGUCAGUUUCCCUGCAUGACUAGCAGCCAAGGCUAUUGCAAAGCAAACACAUUUGUCGACAGAAUAUGCAGCAGUCAGAACAUGGGCAGCCUUGGUUGGUUGCCUUACAGAGCUGCCUAUCCUAAUGGCACAUAUGGGCACUGGUGUGAUACACUCUUUUCACAGCUGCAGGACUCUCUAGCAUACACCCACUCACCUUGGCUUCAAUACCUCUAAAUUGGAGUGCCCUUAGACAAAGCUAAACAUACAGACACAUAGCCUCAUAAUCAUUGUAAAACAGCUGCGAAUGUACAGCAAGCUGGUUAAUCUCAUCUAUACAGAGUUCGUUCAAAUAAAUUAAAUAAAUGGGCACUUCAAGCAUCAUAUGGUGCAUGGAGCUCCAUUUUCUCAUCUGCCUUCUUUAUAUUUUACAUGCUGCAGAGAACUUAAAAUUUAGCAUCACCUAUAAAUCCAAGCUACCACCAGCACUGUAUAAAUCUCAAGGUAAACUGUGCCUUAGUGAGCACUAUCCAGGUGAGUGGCAAAAACCGCUGACCCCAAACCGCCGACGUCUGUGAUUUUUUCAUUGAGUGUGUGUGAAUGUCAGUGUGUAUUUAUAAGUAAAUGUGUGUCUGUCAGCGAGUGUGUGUGUGUGCAUGUGUGUGAGAAUCAGGGCCGGUGCAAGGAUUUUUGCCACCCUAGACAAACAAAAAUUUGUCGCCUCCCCCCAUCACAAUGCCCCACACCCAUAUGAUCUGCCAAAUGAGCCAACGCCAGUGCUGCACACAGUGUCUUUCAUCUGAAAAGGCAUUGUAUUUACAUUAAAAAGCCUGCAGGGACAGGCUAUAGACACCAGAACCACUACAUUAGGAUGUAGAGAGUUCUGGUGACUGUAGUGUCCCUUUAAUGUGAGGUAAAUUAGGGAUUAGUGCAACUAAUAAUAUACUGGAUUGCCUACUUACCACCAGAUGAGGACAAAAGGAUGAUGAUGGAUCAGGCUGCAGUCUGGCUCCACUGGUCUGGUGUUAAAACAGGCUCUUAGAAGCAGUGCUCACAAAAACAACGAACAGGAAGCAGCUCCAUUUUUUUGGGCCCCUUACACAGAUCAUGGUCUGGGCCCCCAGUGUCUGACCGUGAGUAUGCUUACAAGGCCCGCCCAUAAGCCUGAUGCCUACAAGGCCCAUCCAUAAGUUCGCUCACAGGGAGUGAAGUGUAUGUGUGUAGAAGAUGUAAUGUGUGUGUGUUCUUAUGGAAUGUAAUGUACAGGGAUACCGGUUUGUGUAAGGGAUGUAGUGGGUGUGUAUAGGGGAUGCAGUGUGUGUUUGUGAGUAAGGAAUGCAUUGUUGUUUCUGUGUGUGUGUGUGUGUCCGUUUGUGUGUGUUAGAGGUGCAUUGUGUGAAUCUGUGUUUGUAUGUGUAAGGGAUGUAAGGUGUGUUUCCGUGUAUGUAAUGUAAUGAAGUGUGUGAACCUGUAAGGGGUGCAUUGAGUGUGUGUAAGAGAUGCAUUAAGAAAAGCAGUGUGUAUGUGUGUGUGUAAGGGAUACAUUGUGUGUGUGUGUUUGUGUGUGUGUGUGUGUGUUUGUGAGGUAUGCAUUGUGUAUGUGUAAGUGAUGCAUUGUGUGUGUGUAAUGGAUAUAUUGUGUGUUUUGGUUUGUGUAAGGGAAGCAUGGUGUGUUUCUGUGUGUGUGUAUGAUGAAUUGUAUGUUUCAUUGUGUCUGUGUGUGAGUAGGGGUGCAUUCUAUUCAUGUGUGUUUCUGUGUAUGUGUAAGGAUGCAUUGUGUAUGUGUGUAGUGUGAAAGAGGGUUUGUGGGGUAGGAUAGGGGCUGAGAGGGGAGCAGCUCUUUAUUUUUAUUAUUAUAUUUAUUUUGUUAAUAUUUUUUUUUUAAUAUAUAUUUUUAAGUUUUGUGUCUUACACUCCCCUUUAGUGUAGAGCCAAUUGGUUAUAAAGCAGCAAUUUUGAUUAUGUCACAAAGGGGGCGUUUCCAGUGCUGGCGGACCCGAGCGGCGCUGGAAAUAAGGUGAGUUUUAAACUUUUAUAGGUGGGCUAAGGGAGCACAAGCCACCUAAAUGGUGGUUUAAACACUAUAGGGUCAGGAAUGCAGUGUUGCAGAGAAAAUGCAGUGUUUACAUUACAGCCUAGGGAUACCUCCACUAGCCACUCCUAAGACGGCUACAAGAGGAGCUUCCUGGGGCAGUGCUGCAAACUGCCAUUCAGUGUCUCCACCCUCUGCAUGGAGACACUGAACUUUCCUCAUAAAGAUACACUGAUUUAAUGCAUUUCUAUGAGGAGAUGCUGAUUGGUCAGCUGUGUGUUUUGCUUUUGCUGGCUUUGCCCCUGAUCUGCCUCCUUGAUAAGCUCAGCCAAUCGUAUGCUUUCCUAUUGGAAAUCAUUGUGAUUGGCUGAGAGAAUCACUUCUGACGAUGUCAGCCAAGCAGGCAGAUCAGGGGCAUAGCCAGCAGCAGCAGACUGGAAUAAAAGUAAGAUUUUACUAUAUUGGGGCAGGGGGGCUAGAUUUUUUUUUAACACUUUAGGGUCAGGAACACAAGUUUGUGUUCCCGACCCUAUAGUGUUCCUUUAAUACUAUAAGAAAUGAUAUUCCAUGAAAAUUCCACUUUAAAUGUUUCACAGUUCCAGCCAUCUGAGAAAUCUCUUUAAAAUGGUAACUGUAACAGUCUUAAAGCAGCCGUGUUAAGCAGUACUUACCUUUUUUUCAAUUGCUUCAUCUUCUCUUCCUCUUUCCAACGCUGUCUUUCUUCUUUUCUUUUUUUAGUAGGGAUUACUUUGUCUUGUGUAUUUUUCCCAAGCCUGACUAUCUUAGACACUGGGUGGAGUUACAGUGUCGAUCCCAACAGCAGCUACCAGUGAUGGCUGCAGGGAAUUGACUCUGCCUAUGGAGAAUCCUGCAGUCUUGUGGGAUCUUCCAAAGACCUUAAUUCUGUACUCUCAUGCAUGGCAGCACCUGCGAGGGACAGGUUUAGGUAAGUAGAACUCACAUUUCCCUGCAAGCACACCCCCCUCCUCCAGCCACCAGACCACCAAUAUGGAAAGCAGACUCAUUGCUGGGCAGGAUAUAUUGUGGAACAGAAUAAGAUUUGCACUGAUAAUUCUUAAUAAAUUGUUCAUUUCUAUAUGAAAAAUAUAAAAAAGGGUUUUUAUUUGUAAGAGAUCAGUGUGGUAUUUAUAAGCAGUUCAAAAUAUGAACAUGAAAUUAAAAAAAUGAAGAAAUAUAACACGUCCCAUUGCCUCUUUCAACGCGCAUGUAGGCCACCAAAUAUUAAUCAUUCUACAUUGGCCUGCAAACAUGACAUUUCUCAUUUAAAAAUAGAAGCAGAUAAGAAUCACUAGGGAUAAGCGCUUAGCACAGAAAUAAAAGUAACACCUGUCAACUUGUAGGGACAAUCCCUUAUGUGGGAUGUAAGUCCAGUUACUUCUGCAUUUUUUAAAUUUCUUUAUUUUUAUUUAGGGUACCAUAAAUAUGCAGUACUACAAGAUCUAGUUAGACCAGAUUCAAGUAAGCAAUAACAGAGUCUACAAUUUUUAACCUCUAAAAAGCAGUACAAUUGUAGGUAUAGAUGACAAGUUAAGCGGCUUGUAAAAAAAAGUCACAUUGUUUUGACGACUACAUUGUCAGAAAAUACUAUUAGAGCCUGGUCGUGUGAGAAUAUAUUAAAAUGAUACCCUCAUAACCUUUCCUAACAUAAAGCAAUAGAAAACAAAAACAAAUAAGAACCUAGACCCACCAGGAUAAGUCCCCCUGUGCCCUCUCUGCCCACACAGUGGGUUAAGAGCUUGAGGUAAAAUCAAGUAGAAUGGAAGGAUGGGUCUAGAGUAGGCAUGUAAUUCUUCCUCUUUUGCCUGGUUUAAUUCCCAUACAUUGUAGACCCUGAUUUCCCAAUCUGUGCUAUGCGUACCCCAGGGGGUACACGCACUGAAAGCAGGUGGUAUGCUGGGAUCGGAUGGAGCUACAGCUCAAGAGUCCCAGACCGGCCUUGCCAUCACUCAUGCUGAGUGCAAAGGUGGGUGUCUAAUUAGGCGAGUUAGGCUGUCUCCAAUGCAAUGAAUUGAGCAGAAGUGUACAGCAGUUGCUCCAAAACUAGCAUCCUACUCGAAUUAUUCAGAGAAAAUUCAAUUCACAGCUAUUUUAGCACCCAAUAUCUGGGGCAACAAUGGGGUGACGCUCUAAGACAGCAAAGAUCAGUACCUAUCCUAAAUCACCCAACAUUGAAGACUUUUUCCCUGCCAGGCCCCACGGCCACAUCUGACCACGAGGGAGCAACUUUCAACUUCCUCCGAGGCCAGCACAUUGGAGGACCAAGUGAAGAUCUCUCACAGCCCUUACCAGUAUUAAACCACUGUCCCCUGUAGACAUCUCUGUGGUGAGGGAAGAAAUGACCACAUGGGCCUCAUGCAGGCGGUAGUGGAGGACAAGGGGUGCCUACAGAGGCAAACAAGAUGAUAUGGCUAGUGUUAUAUCGAUGCUUCAGAGCAGACCACAUAUAUAUGAGAUAAAGCUGGCAGGAUUUACAUGAAACAACUGGGUGAGAGGUAUCCAAGAGUCUAUAUCCUACGGGGAAAUGCCUUAUUUGCUGAGACUAAUCUGGGCUUACCUACUGUCAUCAUCCAGGGCUAAGACCAUUGCUAUGGACUCCCACUUGCAAGAGUUGCAAGAUCCACCAGAACUUCUGGUACAGUUUCGUACAAAGUAAGCUACAGUAAUGACUGCUGCUAGAGCAUUUCCCACCCAUAGUUUUGAGGGACAUGUCCUGGCCUUCAAUGGUGACUUUUUUCAUACUACUUUUAUCUGGAGGUGAUCCCUGGGACUCGUUACCAAGCUUUUACGUGAAAAUGCUAUCCCUUAUUGGUGGGACACAGGACACCAGCUGAGUGUGCAACACGAGGGAAAACAUCUUUCCGAUGUGUAACAAGCUGAUACUUUCUCUCAGCACUGGGACUUUCGCUACCUGUCCUGUCAGCACCAGAACACAGCAAGAACCUAUGCAACACACUGGAAUGUGGAUACAUUGCAGCCCUUCUACCCAAGGGGUAGUCAAUCUACAGCCAACUCAAAAAUUACUAUAGCUGUUACCUGAACUUUUUUCUGGGCUUUGGUCUGGGCCCAGGGCUAAGCAGUAAUACCUUUAUGUUAUAUCUUUUUAAAUUUGUAGAUUCACCUUUUGCUAUAUCACUGCUGUUGUUAUUUUUCUAUUUGAUUUCUGUUUGUUUUUGUUUAGCUUUUCUAGAACUGCAGAAUAAUUGUUAGAUGACUGUCUGCCCUAGCGAUGUUAGGAUUGCCUCUCCUACAAGAGUGCAUACCCUCUCUACAGCAACACUUUGUUGCGAUUUCAGACGAGAAGAUUAAAGGAACUCUAUAGUGUCAGCAACACAAAUGUGUAUUCCUGAUAUCAUAGUUCUAAAACCACCAUUUAGGUGGUCAGGCCCCCUUACCUCUUGUUAGAAAUGUGAUUUACUCACCUUUUUUCAGCACGGCGCAGGGCUCUUUGUAUCUAGCCCCACCCUCGGAUCCACCACCUUGGCUGACAUCAUCAGAAUUUAUUAACUCAACCAAUCACAAUGCUUUCCCAUAUGAAACAGUGGUGACAGUUGUCCUUUAACUUUGGAACUCAAAAACUACUUUGUCUCAGGAAUUUUCCUGUGCCUGACGCCUCUUGACACUGGGUAGAGCGAACAUCGUCAAGAAGCAUCAAACCCCAGCUGUCACUGGUGACAGCUCAAAUUAGGUAUUUCCAUGGAGGAUCUUGCGAGAUUCUCCAUAGACCUCUCAGCUGUACUCUGGCGCAUGCAAACGAGUACAGCUGUGACAUUGGCUCCUGGAAGCUGAAGUGCUAGGAGCAGAAGAAGACUGGCUGGGAGACGAUGGCGGUGCCCACAAGGGAUGGGUUUAGGUAAGUACAACUAACAUUUGCCUGCCUCCAUCCACUGCCACUGGACGCCCAGCAGUGAUGUCACCUUCGGGGAUCUUUACAAAUUAUGUGAAGUUCCGAGACAGUGUGUUAUUCCCCUGCCUGUCCUGUUUCCAGGAGCCUUCCACUUAUAUAGGCCCUUAGACCCCUCCUCAUGGGAGGGCUCCCAUUCCCUUCUUCCUAUUUAAUCCCUUAAGGACAGUGGACGUGCUAUGCCAUCCUUGGGGACCCAGCUCUAAACGCCGGCAGGCGGCAUAGUACGUCCCCGCCGUCCAGGGGACUAACCUGCUCGCCGGCAAUGCCACGCUGGUGAUCUCAAUGGGGGGACUUGCCUCCUGCUGCUGAUCCGGCCCUCCUGGGCCAUGUGAUCGCGAGGUCCUUGCGAGGACCUCACGAUCACAUAAACAGAAUAGCCGUCCAUAGCAGUGCCAGCAGGGAGAGUGCCUGGAAUGACAGGAACGCCCCCUGCUGCCUGAAAUAAAUGAAUAUAAAGUUAAAACUCAGUGUAAAAUAAAAUAAUAUAUACUUAGAUUAUAUAUAUAUGAUCUAAGUAUAUAUAUAUAUAUAUAUAUAUACAUAUAUACACAUACACAUACAUACACUGUCUAAGUGUAUUUUAAUAUUUAUAUAUAUAUAUAAAUAAUGAUAUAUAUAUAUAUUAAUAUCAAAAUACAGAUAGGAUGUUAUUAAUACAAAAUAUAAUUAUAUAUAUAUAUAAUAUAAAAUAAAUGAAUAAAUAUAUAAAUGCGUUAAAAAUAAAAAAUAAUAAAAAAUAAAUCAUUUAAAUAUAUAUAUGUGGAAUUUCGUUCUAACUGUAUUUUGAUAUUAAUAUAUAUAUUGAUAUCAAAAUACACUUAGAACAAAAUAAUAUAUGUAUAUAUUUAUACAUAAAUAUAUAUGUAUAUUUUUUUAAUUCUACGUAUAUAUUUAUGUAAUAUUUUUAUAUAAUUAAGUAAUUUUAUAAAUUACAGUUUGCGGGACCUGCCUGAUAACCCAGGCAGAAAGUCCAGAGAAUUUAAUUUGCUAGCACUAUAUUUAACCCUGUAACUUUCCAAGACACCAUAAAAUCUGUACAUGGGGGGUCAGGGCCAGACUGGGGAUACAAAGCAGCCCUGGAAAAAAAAUUUGUGCCAGCCCCAUAAGUCACUGCGCCAUAUAUUGUCGCGUGUAAUAUGUAAGGUGAUGUCUUGCCAGGACAGAUGAUUGAGUAAUAUAUAUAUAUAUAUAUAUAUAUAUAUUGCUUUUUCUAAUAUAAAAUAUUGGUCCUUUCAGGGUAAAACGUUUAAUUAUACAGUAAGCAUACUCACAUGCAGACACAGGCAAUUUCACUGACAUCUCAAUGACACACACAAGCUCAUUGAUACACAGCCUCAUAGACAAACAAUCUUACUGAUAUACAUCAGCUCAUUGACAUAAAAACACAAGCUCACUCACUAGCAGGCACAGGCAUGCAAGCAAGCUCACUCACUAGCAGACGCACACACACAGCUUAAUGUGGUGGUACUGGUGUCUAUAGCAUGUCCCUACAGGCUUUUCAACGUAAACACUGACUUUUCAGAGAAAAGGCAGUGUUUACAUUGCUUCAAAGUGACACUGCUAGUGACAGUCACUCAGAUGGUCACUAGAGGUGCUUCCUGUGUUAGUGCACCUACAUUCAGGGCCUCCACACUCUGUAGGUGCUGAACGUUCCCCAUAGAGAUACAUUGAUUCAAUGCAUCUCUAUGAGGAGAUGCUGAUUGGAGUGGCGUUUUGCAGCCAAUCCUAUGGCAAAGCAUUGGAUUGGCUGAGAUCAUCAAGCUUGAUGAUCUCAGCUAUAGAGGCAGGGCCAGUCGAGGGGAGACCAGCACGCUGCGUGGGGAAAAAAAAAAGGUGAGCAAAAACACUAUUUUUAAACACACAUUUACACCAUGACAGACACAGAAACACACAUAUACCAUGACAGAUACACACCCCAUGACAGACACAGACACAGACAGACACACACACCAUGACACAGACAGACACACACCACCAUGACAGGACAGACACACACACACCCUUGACGGACAGACAGACACACACACACACCCCAUGACGGACAGACACACACACCCACACCCACACCCCAUGACACACACACACACACACACACACCCCAUGACGGACAGACACACACACAUACACCCCAUGACGGACAGACACACACACACACACACCCCAUGACGGACAGAAAGACACACACACACACCAUGACGGACAGACAGACACAUACACACCUCAUGACGGACAGACAGACACACAUCAUACAGACAGACACUAUGACAGACAGACAGACACCAUGACACGGACAGACAGACACACACAACAUACAUACAGACAGACAGACACACACACACCAUACAGACAGACACCAUGACACGGACAGACAGACACACACACCAUACAGACAGACAGACACCAUAACACAGACAGACACAUUACUAGUACCUGCCACCAGGGGGAGGUCUUCUGGAGGCCGCUGGGGAGGUCUUCUGGCGGCCGCUGGAGGACUUGUACUGGCUGCCGCUGGGGAGGUCUUCUGACGUCAUAUUCCGGCGCCGGUCUCAUUCAGCUGCGCGCUGGGGAGCAGAGCCAGUGCAGCUCCCCCAGCGGCCGCCAGAAGACCUCCCCAGCGGCCGCCAGCAGGCCCAGGUGUCUGCCCAGCCCCAGGUGCCGACGGCCCACCGGAAAUUUCCUGGUAUCUCGGUGGGCCAGUCCGGCCCUGUGGGGGGUACUGUCUUACUCGAGAGACUUUGCUGAACACAAAUAUUAGUGUUUCAAAACCAUAAAACACAACACAACAAUGAUAUUGUCUGUGAAAGUGCAGUUUUUUGCAUUUGUCACACACAAACAUCACUUUCACUGACAAUAUAAUUGUUGUGAUAAGUUGUAAUGUUUGGAAACACUAAUAUUUGUGAUCAGCGAAGUCUCCUGAGUAUAACAGUACCCCUCAUGUACAGGUUUUAUGGUGUUUCAAAAAGUUACAGAGUCAAAUAUAAGGCUUUUGUUUUAGUUUUUUCACAUUGAAAUUUGCCAGAUUGGUUACGUUGCCUUUGAGAUCGUAUGGUAGCCCAGGAAUGAGAAUUACCCCCAUGAUGGCAUACCAUUUGCAAAAGUAGACAACCCAAGGUAUUGCAAAUGGGCUAAGUCUAGUCAGUUUUGGCAAUAAUGGCAUGUGCAUAAUAUGUCCAGCUUAAAAAAAGUAAUUCAAAAUAAAUUCAUGUACUUGUCUUGAUUUAUAGAGUACAUAAUAUAUAUAGGAUUUCAGCUUAUUUUGAAAGCUAACGGUCACAAAAUAAAAGGACUAAAAUAAAAUUUCAAUGUAAAACAAUUGUAGAAGUUGGUAUGUUUGACUUGUAGGUUUAGUAGCCAUCACAGAAAAAAAAAUGCCACACAAAAGUAUAUAUUUAUAUAAAGUAGUAUUUUGACACUCUUUACAAAGCCAUUUCAACGCCAAUCUCUGCUAAAUAUUGGAGUAAAAUUUUGUUUUUUUCUUUAUUUUGGCAUAUAGACAUAUAACAAGUUUUUGUUAUGUGUAUUUCGUAAAGCUGGUGUGUGCUAUUCCUGCACAGAACUCCAUAUUGUGUUCAGCUACAUCUGCUGAGUAUAACGAUACCCCCAUUGUAUGCCUUUGGCACUAUUCUGUGAAGCUACAAUGUCAUAUUUUCAUAGAUGGAUUUGAUGAGCCUAUGUCUCAUUUUGGGGUAUUUAUAUCAGUGUGAGUAUUCAAAUAAACCCACAAAGGGCUUCCAUUUGAUAAAGCAGACACCCCAGUGUAUCUUAUAUGGUGUAUAUUGUGCCUUAACUUGUCACCAUUUUUUCACCAAUUAUGUCAAUAUUUGUGAUGAGGGGGAAAAAAAUUGCAUUUUUACAUACAUGUUGCAUUUUUGCUGAGUAUUUCUUACACUUGAUAUGUACCACUGUCAUAAAAUCCCCAAAAUUAUGCUCAGUUGAAUCUUCUGAGUAAAACAAUAUGCCCAAUGUAUGACCUAGACACUAUUUUGUGAAGUUACAGUGCUGUAAGAGACGUGACAAGUUCAGGGUUUUAAGUGUGAAUUUUCAUUGAGGGUUUUGAUGCAUCCGUGUCCCACUUUGGAGCACUUGAGCACGCUACGUAUUCCAGCUACACCAUAAAGGUAUAGCAUUUCUUAAAGAAGACAUCCCAGGGUAUUUCAAAAGGCAUAUUUUGAACCUUACCGUGGGAUCAUUUUUCUGCUAGCUUGUACCAAGUGUAGUGGUAAUAAGCAUUUUUUCUGCCUUUUUGACACACAAAGUGAGUUUGCACAGUAUAUUCUGCAAACCAUAUGUGUGUUACAACUGUAUAAUACUUCAUAUGUUGCUCAGCUAUGUCGUCUGAGUACAACAAUACCCCUGUAUGUACCUUUGCCAGGUAUAUGUGGAUGUUGAAGUGGCACAUUUGAGACGCAGCCAUUCAGUUUUUUUCUAAGUUUGAAGUUUUAUGCUGUGUCCAUGUUUCAUUUCGGAGUAGUUUAGCUGGUUGGGUAUUCAAACUACCCCACAAACACAUACUAUUUAUUAAAGAACACACCCCGGGGUAAUUCAAAAGGUAUAUUUUGAACCUUAGUGUGGGAUCAUUUUUUUCGCUAGUAUGGUCCAGAUGUAGUGACAAUGACCAUUUUGUUUAGAAUUUUUUUUGUGUACUUAUUAAAUUUGUUUUACUUUUUUUAAACAUUCUUGAAACUUUUUUUACACUUUUAACAUUUUUAUAAAUCGAUGUUUGACAGAAAGAAAAGUAGAAAAUAGUAAAAAGUUAGCCCCAACCUCACCAUGCACCCAAUUUGCCACCUCUGGGGCUUUCCCACCUAUCCCCUAAGACUAGGCUGGUGAGAGACUUCUUACCAUAGUGAGCAGUCUAAUUCCCCAUCUCCCCACCAUCACCCCUUGUGUUCCUCUCUUAUAUAACAUAUACAUAUAAGCAUCUCAAGGAUACCACUGUUCUGCAUGUUUUGCUCUGGUUCUCCUCAAAGAAGCUAUCGGUAUUUUGCUGUUUAAUCUCCUGAUCCCUAUAAAACCAAAACCUUUUUGUGGGUGUUUCAGGGCUCCUCCAUAGGGCAGGGUACAAGUGCCCUUGUGGCAUUCAGAAGGUGCCUCAAUAUUGAAUGCUUAUAUUUAGAUAUUGAUAGACAAGUAGUAAAAUGUUUUUGAAUGUGAACAGAGAGUUAGUCCCGAAUAUCUCUGUGAGGGUAUCCCUAACCAUCGGCCACUACGGUUUUAUGAUCGGGCAAUCCCACCAAAUAUGCGUAAUUGAUCCUCCACAUCUUUAACACUCUUGGGAGACUUAUUUUAUGUAAAAAUCCAGGUGGUAAAAGAUAGGGUUUAUGUUGACAAUGGAUUACACAGAAGUGUAUACAGAUAUUUGUAACAAAAAAGUAGAUUAAUGUAAUUCCUUCUUGUGGUUAAUUGUUGAACUAGAUGAUAUCCCCAGUGAAUAUUGGCCCUGUGGAUCUGUUCUUAAUCUGGGUUGUCUAGCUUGGCUCUCCACUUGUGGUCAACAUUUCUUCACACUUAAUUUAAACCCAAUAUAUGACUUGACAAUCUUUUCAUUCCUCACCCAUGAUUGUGAACCUUUAUGAAUUUUAGACAUUAUUAUUAUUGUUCUUAUUAUUUGCCUCUUGUUUCUUUAUCCCUAUACUAAAAGACAAAUGUCUGAUAAUACAUAAUGUAUUUUUCGAUUAUUUAAUAUCCUUUAAUGAAAGCAGCACUGUCACCAUCUGGGGACUUUGCAGAAUUUGCAAAGUUCGCCGAUGGUGACAUGGCUGCUGAAGAUCCAGUGACGGGGGAGGGCAGGUAGCAAAGGGGACUUCUAUUUAGCUGAACCUGUCCCUCAUAAAUGUGGUCAUCUUCUCCCAGAAGGUCCCCUUCAGCACCUAGCUCUUCAGCUGCCAGAAGCUGACGUCACUGUUGUACUCUCGCACAUGCGUGAGAGUACAGCAUUGAGGUUUGUGGAGCCAUAGACAAAUCCUCUAUAGACAGAGUCAAUUCCCUGCCAGUGACGGCUGGGGGAUUGGCACUUCUAGACGGCGGUAGCUCCGCCCAAUGUCUAAAAAUGUCAGGGUUAUGAAAUAUUCAGAGACAAUAUAUCUCUUGACUGGGUUGGAAUUUCAGUAAAUUCUAACACAGUCAAUAUGAGUAUUUCAUAAAAAUUCUAUCUUUAUGAAAUACUCUGAAAUACUAAUUUUAUAAAGUGGUGUUUUAAUAUUUUUUUGUAUGAAAAGAGGAAUUACAUUUUAAAUUAUAAAAAAAGAAUGAAAAAACAAACGGUAAAAAAAACAAAAAACAAAAGCAGCUGAAGAAGGUGUAUUGUUAGGAAUGCAGUCUGACAGUGCUGGAUGAGUCAGAAAAAAAUCAAAGUGAAAUGAGAAAGACAGUUAACCAAUUAGAGGCAGUGAACCGUGAGCUGUAGGGGUGAUGUAGACUACUAGAAGGUAGUAAAUUACAGGUGCAGAAGUUCUUACAGCUCCAGGCAACCUCCGAUUUCAGAAAAGCAUAUUAAAUUGAUUUUCUGGUUGCAGUAGGCACAGAUGGUGACGUGGUUAUACGAUGGCAUGCAAGUGAUGACAUUUGUGUCAAUGGCAGCCUCCCACCCAUCCUGUCCUGAUUUAGUACAUGCCACGGUUGACAAGUAUGGUGUGUGUAUGAAUGUGUGGGUCAAUUUUAUUGUAGCAUGAUGUGUGUCUAAGUAUGUAUAGUGAGCGUGUAUGGGUGUAUAAUGCUGUAUGUAUGUGAAUGCAUGUAUGUGUAGCAUAACUGUGCCUCCAUGUUGCUCUUCCCCAACUUUGAGACCUUUAUCAACGGUGGACAGACACAUUCUCAUCAUUCCCUGUUAUGGCAUCUGAAUUUAUGAUUUCAAUCAUAUUGAUACAUUAUUUCUACAAACAGGUCGGCAUCCUUGCUUUAGGCUUCUCCCUAUGCAUGCAACUACAUUAGGUGAAAUUAUCAGGCAGCUGGGUGGAGUCAAUUUACACGAGGUCAACUUAACCAUGGGGCACUUUCUUUCAUUGAGACACUAUAUUAAUAUAUUGCUUUUUGUUUUUCAGGAUUUGUUACAUCAUCUUUCCUCCUACCCUGCCUCUUGAGUCUAGGAAUUCUCCUACCAUUUGUCUCAUUACAGAAUGAAGGUCAGUGGGUGUAAAUAUGCAUGUAAAAUACGGCAUAUCACUGUCAGUAUGAAUGAAGAUGAGGGUUUCUAUAUACAGUCAUGGGAAAAAGAAAGUACACCGUCUUUGAUGUCCAUGGUUUUACAUAUAAGGACAUGAAAACAAUCAUCUGUUCCUUAGCUGGUCUUAGAUUAGGUAAAUACAAUCUCAGAUGGACAACAACAUGUAAAAUAUUACAACGUGUCAUGAUUUAUUUAACAAAAAUAAGCCAAAAUUGAGAAGCCAUGUGUGAAAAACUAAGAACACCUCCAUAAAAAAAGUUGUUGCUGUUUGCUGGGAGCAUUCAGGUGUGUGUUAAAACAAUCCCAAGAAGGAAAGACAUCAGCAAUGAUCUUAGAGAAGCAAUUGUUGCUACCCAUCAAACUGGGAAGGGUUGUAAAGCCAUUAACAAACAAAAAGACCAUCAUUCUACAGUGAUAGCAUUCAAGACAGCUGCUAAUCCUCUCAGGAGUGGACAUCUCAGCAAAUUCACCCCAAGUCUGACCAUGCAAUGCUCAGAGAAAUUGUAAAAACCCAAAAGUUACAUCUCAGACUCUACAGGCCUCAGUUAGCAUGUUAAGUGUUAAAGUUCAUCAGAACUUUCAUCAGUACAAUCAGAAAAUGACUGAGCAAGUAUGGUUUGUUUGGAAGGGUUACCAGGAGAAAGAGCAUGACUUUGGUUUUCAAAGUUGCAUCUGAACAAACCACAAGACUUUUGAAACAAUGACCUUUGGACAGAUGAGACCAAAGUAGAGACGUUUGGCCAUAAUGCACAGCACCACGUUUAGUGAAAACCAAACACGGUAUAUCAGCCCAAACACCUCAUACCAACUGUCAAGCACGGUGUUGGAAGGGUGAUGAGUUGGGCUUGUUUUGAAGCCACAGAUCCUGGGAAUUUCCAGUCAUUAAGUUGACCAUGAACUCCUCUGUGUAGCAAAAUUAUAGAGUAAAAUGUGAGGCCAUCUGUCUGACAGUUAACGUUUGGCUGAAAUUGGGUCAUGCAACAGGACAAAGAUCACAAGCACACCUGCCAAUCUACAGCAGAAUGGCUGGAAAACAAAAAAAUAAUCAAGGCAUUGCAAUAGCCCAGUCAAAGUCCAGACCUAAACCCAAUUGAAAUGCUGUGAUGGGACCUUAAAGGACCACUAUAGGCACCUAGACCACUUCAGCUCAAUGAAGUGGUCUGGGUGCCAGGUCCAUCUAGGUUUAACCCUUUUUGCUGUAAACAUAGCAGUUUCAGAGAAACUGCUAUGUUUACAAAUAGGUUAAUCCAGCCUCUAGUGGCUGUCUCAUUGACAGCCGCUAGAGGCGCUUCCGCGCUUCUCACUGUGAUUUUCAUAGUGGGAAGACGCCAGCGUCCAUAGGAAAGCAUUGAGAAUGCUUUCAUAUGGACUGGCUGAAUGCGCGCGCGGCUCUUGCCGCGCAUGCGCAUUCAGUCGGUGACGGAAGAAGAGGAAGGAUUAAAGGUAAGGGAUUAACCCCUUUCGCCCCCCUCAGCGCCACGGGAGUGGGACCCUGAGGGUGGGGGCACCCUCAGGGCACUAAAGUGCCAGGAAAACGAGUAUGUUUUCCUGGCACUAUAGUGGUCCUUUAAGAGAGUAAUGCAUAAACAAUUGCCAGCAAAUCUCAAUGAACUGAAGCAACGUUGUAAAGAAGAGUGGGCCAAAAUUCCUCCACAAUGAUGUGAGAGACUGAUAGGGUAAUACAGAAAACAAAUACUAUUGCUGCUAAAGGUGGUUCUACAGGCUACUGAAUCAUAAGGUGUACUUAGUUUUUCUCACAUGGCUUCUCCAUUUUGGCUUUAUUUUUGUUAAAUUAAUCAUGACAUGGUGUAAUACGUUAUGGUUUUUGUUUGUCUGGGGUUGUAUUUACCUAUUUUUCAGACCUGCUAAUGAACAGAUGAUUGUUAUUAUGUCCUGAUAUGUAAAAACAUAGUAUUUACAGAGAGUUUACUUUCUUUUUCCCACGGCUGUAAAUAUAUGACAACAAGUGUUUGUGUGUGUGCGUAUUUAGCUGUUCCAAGCCUAAAAUGGACAAUCCUGAUGUUCCCAAUCUUAUCAAUAGGUGCUUAGCAUACAACAUAAACCACUGUCCAGCAUGUGAUAACAGCUGCAUUCAUUAGAUAAGAUACUGUUGCUUGCUGACAUUGCCAUUCCAAGUUUUAUGACUGGAGCAAUCAGGUGGGAUCAUUCAGCCAGAGCUCAGAAUUAGCAAUAAUGAGCCAAUUAGCAUCAGUAUGGAUUUUACUUGCUGUACAAUUACUUGGACAGACAGGGUUCAUAAAGGGACAUUCUUAGCACCAAAACAACAUCAGCUAAAUUAACCAGGUGCGGUGUAUGGAUAUCUUACCUAAAGUCUCACUGCUUAAUUCUAUGCCAGUUAGGAGUGAAAUCACUUUUGUUUCUGUUUAUGCAGCCCUAGCCACACCUCACCUGACUCUGACUCACAAGGCCUCCUUGAAAAAAAAAUGGUUUUAUGUUCAGUCAGGUCUUUCAACACAGUGUGUUUACUUUAGAAGCUUUUAUCUCCUUUAGUCACACAAAGGAUACUGGAUACACAAAGGUAAAUUUAGUCACACAAAGGAUACUGUUGCAUGCUUUCGCAGGUUAUUAAUAGAACAGGAGAUAGGAAAUUCUAAAUUACACACACUAUGCAACAAGGGAUGCUAACAAAUAGUAGACUCUUUCUGGAAGUGUGGUGGCUGUGUAAGACUCAGUCAUGGCAGGUAUAACUAGGGAUAUAUAAACAGACUCAGUCAUUGCAGGUAUAACUAGGGAUAUAUAAACAACAAAGUAAUUUAACUUCUAAAUGGUAGAGAUUUUUGGCUGAUCUAUAUACCAAACCGACUUAAUUAAGCCAAAGUUGUUUUGGUGCUUAGAGUGUCCUUUAAGCUUCCUAUUGCAAUAUCUACCAGUAAUUGUAUAGAAUUCCACCUGCAGGAGUUUCUGUAAAUUGUGUGAAGGAAGAUGAGGAAAGGGGGCCUCCUUGCCCCGUGAGGUAUUUUGUUAUAAUGCGUAAAGAAACACUGCAUAGGAAUGCAAAGCUGUAUUCCUAACACUAUAGUGCCCCUUUGCCUCCCCCCAGCUGUUAAAAAGUUAAAUAACCCUUUAAACUCUUACCUUAUUUCAGCACCAAGGUCCCUCUGCAUUGGCUCCGUCUCUGCCUCCUCCAACGUCAGGAUCUCGAGGGGAAUCCUAAUGCGCAUGUACGGCAAGUCCUGCGCAAGCAUCAGGCCUUCUCCAUAGGAAAGCAUUGAAUCAAUGCUUUCCUAUGGGGGUUUGAAGAGCGGUCUGCGUGCCGAUAGUGUCCCUUUAAUGUGUCCAUUCAAAGAUCCCACUCCAAUAUGGAAUUUCCUACUAGUUUAUCAACCCUGAAUCUAGAUUUAACUGCUGAGGCUAAAGAAACAGGGCAUUCUGUUUUAGAGCAGAUUGUAUUUAUGAAAAGGAACGCUAUAAAUCCUCAAGGAGUUAAAAAUAAUAUGACUACGGUAUAUCCCUUUGUUCAACAAGUACAUCAAAACAGAAUGUACCAAGAGUCCACUUAAUAUUUGGGGCUGAAGUUUUUGGCCCUGCUUGACCGAUUCUUUGGAAUUCUCUCCUAUGCAUACUCAAAGAAUCUGCUAUAAUUGAAAUAUUCUUUCGUUUUAUGCAAGCCUUUGAAUAAGACCCAUCUGUGAAUUUUAAAACUUUAAUUUGAACUUCUAUUUAUGCAUAAAACUGUAGUUUCUUGAACUUGCCUAGAAACAAAGUGGUAGAUAAAUCGUAAUGUAUUCACAAUGUAUUCUUGUCUAUAUUGUCACGAGGACAGGGCUUAAUUUAGUAGACAAUUAUGAAGUUUUAGAGCCAGCUACAUCGCUGUUGGAACUUGACACAUCCAAGUUUUACCUAUCACCUGUGACUCCUCUGUCAGCUGGGGACAAAUUUGGUUUCCAUCUGCUGAAUGAUGAGUUGUGUUGACUGCACUCAAUUUGAUGUCCUGAAAUGGGACACAGAUCCAAGAUAAGUUUGAAAACUAAAAUGGUCUAAAAAGGUCUCUUUAAUUUGGCCCUGUGAUUUGUGACAUAUGUAUGCAGGGCCGCCAUCAGAAAUUGUGGGGCCCCUAACACAGCUCAAGGUCUGGGCCCCCGGGUGCCCGCCUCCAAAUCCCCCCCACAGGAAUACCCACACAAAGACACAAAAGGACACAGACACACACACAGAAAGAUACACACAUACUAACAGACACAAAUACUGAAACAGACAUACACACAUAUAGACACAUACACAGAUACAGAUACACUCACACACACACACAUACUGACAUACAGACACACACACUGACGUACAUACAUACUCACACACUGACACACAGAUACAGACAUACUGACAAACAGACAUACAAACUGACAUACAUACACAUACAUACAUACUGACAUACAUACAUAAUGGCAUACAUACACAUACAUACUGAUAUACAUACAUGCGCACACACACACACACACACACACACACACAGAUAGAUAUAUACAUACACAGAUACAUACAGACAUACUGACAUACACACAUACAUACAUACAUACAUGCAUACUGACAUACAUACUAAUAGAUAUAUACAUACACACAUACAUACUGACAUACACACACACACACUGACGUACAUACAUACUCACACACUGACACACACAUACAAACUGACAUACAUACAUAAUGGCAUACAUACACAUACAUACUGAUAUACAUACAUGCACACACACACACACACACACAGAUAGAUAUAUACAUACACAGAUACAUACAGACAUACUGACAGACAUACAAACUGACAUACAUACACAUACAUACUGAUAUACAUACAUACACACACACACACACACAGAUAGAUAGAUAUAUACAUACACAGAUACAUACAGACAUACUGACAUACUGACAUACACACACACAUACAUACAUACAUACAUACAUGCAUACUGAUAGAUAUAUACAUACACACAUACAUACUGACAUACACACACACACACAUACAUACUGACAUACACACACACAUACAGAUAGACACAUACACACACAGACAUACAUGCAUACUGACAUACAUAUACACAUACAUACUGACAUACAUACACAGACAUACAUACAUACAUACUGACAUAUAUACAUACUGACAUACACACAUACAUACAUACUGACAUACAUACUGACACACACACGUACUUGCAGACACAUACACAGACAUACAUACAUACUGACAAACAGACAUACAUACAGACAUAUAUACAUAAUGACAUACACACACAUACACACAUACAUACACACAAACAUACUGACACACACACAGACAUAUAUACAUACUGACAUACACACAGACAUAUAUACAUACUGACAUACAUACUGACAUACACACAGACAUACUGACACACACGCAUACUGACUGACAUACACACACACAUACAUACUGACACACACACAGACAUAUAUACACACUGACAUGCACACACACAGACAUAUAUACAUACUGACAUACAUACACAGACAUACAUACUGACACACACAUAGACAUAUAUACAUACUGACAAUACACACACAGACAUACAUACUGACAUACAUACUGACACACACACACACAUACUUGCAGACACAUACACAGACAUACAUACAUACUGACAAACAGACAUACAUACAGACAUAUAUACAUACUGACAUACACACACAUACACACAUACAUACACACAAACAUACUGACACACACACAGACAUAUAUACACACUGACUUACACACACAGACAUAUAUACACACUGACUUACACACACAGACAUAUAUACAUACUGACAUACACACUGACAUACACACACACACAGACAUAUAUACAUACUGACACACACAGACAUAUAUACAUACUGACAAUACACACACAGACAUACAUACUGACACACACACACACACACACACACACACACAUACUUGCAGACACAUACACAGACAUACAUACAUACAUACAGACAUAUAUACAUACUGACAUACACACACAUACACACAUACACGCAUACAUACAGACAUACAUGCAUACUGACAUACAUACACACAAACAUACUGACACACACACAGACAUAUAUACAUACUGACAUACACACUGACAUACACACACAGACAUAUAUACAUACUGACAUACACACAGACAUACUGACACACACAGACAUACACGCAUACUGACUGACAUACAUACACACAUACAUACUGACACACACACAGACAUAUAUACACACUGACAUGCACACACACAGACAUAUAUACAUACUGACAUGCACACACACAGACAUAUAUACUGCCACACACACAGACAUAUAUACAUACUGACAAUACACACACCGACAUACAUACUGACAUACAUGCAAACAUACAUACAUACUUGCAGACACAUACACAGACAUACAUACAUACUGACAAACAGACAUACAUACUGACAUACACACACAUACACACAUACAUACACACAGACAUACUGACACACACACAUACUGACAUACACAGACAUACAUACUGACAUACACACACACAGAUGGACAUAUAUACAUACUGACAUACACACAGACAUACAUACUGACAUACACACAGACAUACACACACACCGACAUACAUGCAUACUGACAUACAUACACACAUACAUACCGACACACACAGAGAUAUAUACAUACUGACAUACACAGACAUACAUACUGACAUACACACACACAGGCAUAUAUACAUACUGACACACACAGACACACAUACUGACAUACACACACAAACAUAUAUACAUACUGACAUACACACAGACAUACAUACUGACAUACAUACACACACACAUACAUACUGACAUACAUACACACAUACAUACUGACACACACACAGACAUAUAUACAUACUGACAUACACAGACAUACAUACAUAUAUACAUACUGACACACACACAGACAUAUAUACAUACUGACAUACACACAGACAUACAUACUGACAUACAUACUGACACACACAGACAUAUAUACAUACUGACAUACACACACACACACACAGACGUAUAUACAUACUGACAUACACACACACAGACAUGCAUACGGACAUACACACACACAGACAUACAUACAUACUUGCAGACACAUACAUAUACACACACACUUCAUUUAUCAGCCACCCUGCUCUUACCUUUAAGUUGCAGGAGAGUGGCUAGGGAUGAUGGGAGUGGAUGCCUCUGGUGUCCUCUCCUGUCCUCUGCUCUCCCUCUCCACCGUUCUCCCUCUCCCCCCGCACGGAGUAAGCCGUCACUUCCUCAGAGCAGCACUUGCGCUGUAGCCGCAAUUUUUUUUUUUUUAAAGGGGCCCGGUCGCGCAAUUACACGGCCGCAGCGCUGACAGGACUCUCUACAGGAAGUGUUUAGGAAGGCUUUGUAAGUCACAUGCAGGGAGGUGUGCCUAGGGCUGCAUAAACAAAGUGAUUUAACUCCUAAACAGCAGUGAAUUGAGCAGUGAGAAAGCAGGGCCAUGAUCUAUACACCAAAACUGCUUAAUUAAGCUAAAGUUGUUUUGGUAACUAUAGUGUCACUUUAAUGUCAAGUUAUUUCUACGUUACAUGGCCACUUUUAGUUUUGUGUUUUUAUUAUUUUACUAUUUGUCUGUUAAGUGCUGAAACAACAAUUAUAAUAAUAUUUUCUUCUCUUCCUUCCUCUCUUUCCCCCUACCAAUAAUUCUCCUCUGUUGCCAUCUAUUCUCUAUCUAGUCAGAUCUUACGAACCUACAUCAUCUUUCUUUUCCUUACCCUUGCCCUUUUCCCCUUAUUUUUCCUACAGCCUCGAAAGAACCAACCAAUCCUGGUAUUACAGAAUAGCACCAUCAUUAGGAAUGGAGCAGGACAGAUUGAAAAGUGGCCGCUGACCAAGGGCUAGUUGGAGCCAGCCUCCAACAUGGCAAAUGGCAGUGAGUCAGAGGAGCUUGCUGGCUCUCUUGCCCAGUCAACAGCAAUUUCCACACAUCUCAAACUGGUUCUACUGGGUUUCAUUAUUUGUGCCAGUUUGGCGGGCAAUCUCCUGGUUUCUCUACUGGUGCUGAAAGACCGCUCAUUGCACAAGGCUCCCUACUACUUCUUGCUGGAUCUUUGUCUUGCCGAUGCUGUUCGAUCCUCUGCUUGUUUUCCGUUUGUCCUGCUUUCCAUCCGCAAUGGUUCAGCUUGGGCCUACAGUCUGCUGAGUUGUAAAGUUGUGGCAUUCAUGGCUGUCCUCUUCUGUUUCCAUGCCUCAUUCAUGCUAUUCUGCAUCAGUGUUACACGCUACAUGGCAAUUGCCCAUCAUCGAUUCUAUUCUAAGCGAAUGACACUCUGGACGUGCAUUGCAGUCAUCUGCAUGGUCUGGACACUGUCAGUUGCUAUGGCCUUUCCACCAGUCUUCGAUGUAGGCACCUACAAAUUCAUUCGUGAAGAGGACCAGUGCAUUUUUGAGCAUCGAUACUUUAAGGCCAAUGAUACCCUCGGAUUUAUGCUGAUGCUAGCAGUUCUCAUUGUUGCUACGCAUAUUGUCUAUGCUAAACUUCUCCUUUUUGAGUACCGCCAUCGUAAAAUGAAGCCAGUACAGAUGGUCCCAGCCAUCAGCCAAAACUGGACAUUUCAUGGCCCUGGGGCUACAGGGCAGGCCGCUGCCAACUGGAUAGCUGGAUUUGGAAGGGGGCCUAUGCCACCCACUUUAUUGGGUAUUCGUCAAAAUACCCACACUGCCAACAGGCGUCUUUUGGGAAUGGAUGAGUUCAAAAGUGAGAAGAGGUUGGGGCGGAUGUUUUAUGGGAUUACCCUCAGCUUUUUGGUGCUCUGGUCGCCCUACAUUGUGGCCUGUUAUUGGAGGGUUUUUGUCAAAACCUGCAGCAUCCCCCAUCGAUACCUGUCCACUGCAGUUUGGAUGACAUUCACUCAGGCUGGGGUCAACCCCAUCAUGUGUUUUCUUCUCAACAAAGACCUGAAGAGCUGCCUUCAGCUCCACAUCCCCUGCUGGAGGACGAAAGCAUUGCUACCUAGGGAGCCUUACUGCGUAAUGUAAGAGGGGACAACAAUACUCCCAAACCACACCCUAACCUCAGUGAUCGGGACAAAUGGACAUACUCUUUGAGGAAUUGGUCUGUUUGACUAUUUCACAGUCAUGAAGACGCACACAAAAUAACAAUAGAAAUCUGAAAAGACUUUUUUUUAAAUGUUCCUUUUUUCUAGACCAAGAUGUAUUUGUGAUCCAGACAAAAUGAGGACUUCAGGGGAGGGGAUAUGUGUGCGAGAAUUUCUGGGAUGUUUUUCUAUUUCACCUAUUGCAAAGGGAAGAAGGGUGAUGGAUGGGUGGUGGGAGGAGAUGAAGGGAAUGCAAAGUGUAUUAGGUGGGAGGGAAAGGGAAGGAUUGAUGGGAAUUUAUGUAUUUGUUAAUGAACUUAUUUAUUGACAUGGUUAUAAUGCCAACCACUUGUAUGAACGUCUUUUGACUGACAUGAAUGUAAGAGAAAUCGUUUUCUAUUGCAUUAGUACGUUCGCAAGAUGUGACUAUCAAGCGUGAGGAAAAAAAAAUGAAAUAUGGUCAUCGGA